CCCUGUCUCCCAGGUGCUGCUCCAUCCCACAGCCAUGUCCUGCUACGACCUGUGCCGUCCCUGUGGCCCAACCCCUCUGGCCAACAGCUGCAACGAGCCCUGUGUCAGGCAGUGCCAGGACUCCCGGGUCAUUAUUGAACCUUCUCCCGUGGUGGUGACCCUGCCUGGACCCAUCCUCAGCUCCUUCCCCCAGAACACUGCCGUGGGAUCCACCACCUCUGCUGCUGUGGGCAACAUCCUGAGUGCUGAAGGAGUUCCCAUCAACUCUGGGGGCUUCAAUCUCUCUUACCUUGGUGGUCUUGGUGGUCGCUACGGCAGGAGGUGCCUGCCCUGCUAG
Molecule: messenger RNA, 337 nt
Organism: Chaetura pelagica (chimney swift)
Lineage: Eukaryota; Metazoa; Chordata; Aves; Apodiformes; Apodidae
Product: feather beta keratin-like
Exons: 1
Coding region: 35-337 (100 amino acids)
Cellular component (GO): intermediate filament
Molecular function (GO): structural constituent of cytoskeleton
Source: RefSeq, a predicted model, not a curated record